AUGGGCGGAGAAAAGGGCAAAGGCCGAGGAAAGUUCAAAGGCCUCUGGGAUGUUUGGGCGGGGCAGUGGAAUGUUGACGAAGUCAGCCGAAGGAUCACGAAGCUGCUCCGGCAUGGGAGAGACCUCUCAGAGCAAGAAAAGGUGCAGCAGAUCAGCGCGGCUGGGUGGUCUGCCGCAUCUUUCGCGCUGCGGUGCCUCAACAUCAUCCCAGAUCAAACAACGGAUGAGCUGCUAGUGAGAGCGGCAAAUGAGUCUGGAGGGCGUCUGGAGGCCAACUGGACGUCAUUGGGGCUCUACAUCUGGGCGCGUCAUAGCUGGAGUCUUCCCCACGUGAGGGAAGGAUUACCCCUGGCGACUUCGGAACAAGAGUCCUCUGUUUUGUUCCACGGAACAUCGUGUAUCGCCUGGCAAGGGAUCUUGGGGUCUGGCGCUCUGGUCUCAGAGGCGACCCUGCACAGAGGUCAUGGUAGGACCGAUGUGCACUUUGUUCGACAACCAGAAGCGAUCAAAAAGGGAAGUGAAGUGAUGAUCUGGAUUCCCACCAGGUUGUUGGGUCGGAUCGCCCUGAGAGCCCAGCAUCCUGUCUUCGCGAAUGAAAAGGCGAUUUACUUCAGCUUUCCAUUACCAGUUGGGGGUAUGUGGAAAGUUACAGCCGUGGAUACAAAGGAAGUAGUCUGGACAAAUGACGCCAUGACACCGAGCAGAGCAGACACGCCGCAAAGCGCCCCUAGGGCAGCGGACCAAGUGGUCGCGCCUCAGGCAAGUAAUGCAGGUUCAAGGGCCAGAGAAGAGAGCCCAGAAUCUUAUGAAGAAGGAGAGUCGUCGUAUGACGAUGAAGAUGAAAGCGAAGCAAAGAAGAAGCCAGGAGAGAGUUCCGCCGAAGGCUCAGAGGAGGCGGCAGGUCCUGGAGCCGCUGAGGCUACAGAAAAAGGGGGUGGAGAACGCCCGGGACCGGCUUUUCCACUGCCGACAGAGCCUAAAGCAGGGCUGCCGAAAGUAGCUGCUGCGGCCAGUGCCGGGACCAGUGCCGAAAGGGAUUCGCCUCAGGAGGACAGGGCGCGGACUGAUGACCGUUCGGUGGUGCCAGAGAAGCCGAUAGGCGCAGGACCAAUCCGAACAAUCGAGCUGCUGCGAAGUGCUACCGAGGCGCAAGAAUGCGCAGUGCAAGUGCUGACCUCUUGUGCGGCCGAGAGCGCCAAGAAGGAAGUCAUGGUUCGGCUCACGGCGUACGCCAUCGACCGGCCGGAGUUGUUCGGAGCGCUAAAAGUAGCGCAAGAUAGAGGAUGCGACGUCGAGGUGUAUGUUGAUAAGUCGCAGACCGGACGAACCACAGAGCAGAAAAGGUUGGUGCACCAGGCAAGGUCCCAAGGCUUGAAGAUCUUCAUUGCAAAUGGGGAAAGCCUGGGACCGCACUAUGCGGCAGCAGGGCGGACGCGUUACAACUUCUGUGGAGCAUUGCAUGGAAAGACCCUAAUGGUCAAGAAAGGUGACCAACUGGAGCUCAUUAUCGGCUCCAUGAACUGGACCACUGCUAGCCGGGGAAACCAUGAGAUUGGACUUCAUUUGACAUUAG
This is a messenger RNA of Durusdinium trenchii, 1573 nucleotides long. The record is from the annotation of a GenBank genome assembly. NCBI's taxonomy places the organism in Eukaryota, Dinophyceae, Suessiales, Symbiodiniaceae.